GGUCGUAUAUAAUAAACUGAACGCAUGUAUACUGACCAUGUCUAUACCUCCAUAUCGCUGAUUACAGAAUCAAUUCGAUUGUGUCGAUAAUUACUACAUAAGGCAAAUAAAGGUUCAACCACCAACAUAUUAGUUUGAUAUAUAGCUGAUAUCUCGAUAUUGGACAUUCUCAAUCUGUGGCAUAACUAUGUGGAAUUUUACAAAGGAAUACCAUCUCUUCAUCGUGAUAUUGGUAAUUGCGUUAACAGGGGUCAUUCACGUGAACUGCGUGAGCAAAAACGAAAGUGCAGCCAAGAUGCUUUCUGAUCAGCUCAUGAGGAAUUACGGGUCACCUUCCAUCAGGCCAGUCAAGAAUAACGCAGAUACUGUGGCUGUUUCAUUCCGAGUUCUAAUCUCUCAGGUUAUUGCAUUCGAUGAAAGAAAACAGCAUGUUCAGAUUAACGGAUGGAGAAGAGAGGAUUGGCGUGAUGAGUUUUUACAAUGGGACCCUGAUGAUUAUGAUGGACUGGAAACGAUCACGUACAAUAAAGAUGCAAUCUGGAAACCUGAUAUCGCCCUCAUAGAAAAUGUUAACACGGACUACAUCAGCGAAUUCGACGCUGACGUCAUCCUGAGUUAUGACGGCAAUAUCACGUGGUUCACUCCCAUCAUCACCACCAGUGCUUGCAUGGUUGGGGUUCGAUACUUUCCUUUCGAUUUCCAGAAUUGCCAGAUGACCUACAUGUCAUGGGCUUAUGAUUCGAGUGGCAUUGAGCUUACACUUCCAACCAACGAAGAUGCUAAUCAGGACAUAUUCCUUCAAAAUGGCGUCUGGUCGCUGCGUGGCGUGAGUGGCGAGGAAAGAAAUGUAACAUUCGCUUGCUGCAAGAUUCCUUAUUCUCAAAUCAUCUACAGUCUAACUCUUGAGAGAGCUUAUGGAUUCUAUGUCCUUAACAUCGUCCUCCCCAGUGGCUUGCUCGCCUUCGUUAACUGCCUUGUUUUUCUACUGCCCCCGGAAUCAGGAGAACGUCUCCAGUUUGCCGUUUCCAACCUUCUGGCCGCCAUUUUGUUUCAGCAACUCAUUGGUGGUAUCAUGCCGCCUCUUGGCGAUGAACUGCCUCUUCUAGGAAUGUUCUUUGUUUACAUGAUCCUGACGAACUGCUUCGUUCUUGCCACGAGCAUUGUAAUUCUUCGUUUCUACCAUCAGAAGGGGGAUAAGGUCGUCCCCGGGUUUCUGCGCAAAAUUUGCUUCCUGAAGAGGGCAAAAGAGAAGUUAUUGAAACGCCAUUCUAAUCUGAAGAAUAGUGUCUUUUCCGUUCAGGAGCCACACCCUGACUUCUUGGGCGAGAUCAAGAUGGACUCUCAACAAACCUCGUCGUCAUCGAAGAACGGCGAGUCGCUUCGGCUGCAUUCCGAUUCCCGCGUUGCCGACGUCAACGACGAGCACUGUGAGCCAACUACCCAGGCAUCUGCUUGGCAGAGGAGAACCUCAAUCAGCACGCGUUCGAUGUUGGAACGGAACAAAAACGAUUGGCAGCAUGUUGCUCGUAUCUUAGACUAUUAUUUAUUUCUGUUCAUCGUCUUUGUCACAACUACUGUUGUCGUCGUCAUCGUCAUAUUGUUUUGUAUCCGAUAAUGAAACACAAAUUUGUUUAUUUAAUGUGGUUGUCCAGCCUACAUGCCUAUUAUGAUGUCAUUUACAUACGAGGGUUGUUAUUUUGUAAAAUAAUCAUCAUGAUUAUGAAUAGUUUCAAGGCUGUCUGCAAGGGGAAAAUGGCCGUUGUAGCAGGAUACUUCUGUCAACACAUAUCUUACUUUAUAGAAAAAAAUUACCACCGUAGAAAGUCUGAACUUAAUCUGGCUAAAUUUGAUUAUGUUUCAUCAAGAAGUACAUUUUGGAAGUUGUGCAUGAUUUUCAAAAUCUUUAGAUUUGACAUUCGACUUGGAAUCUUAAAAGCAUCUUAGUAUGGCAGUUCUGACUCUGGAUCAGUGAUCAAUGGGUCGCGCGAUGGUCGUAUCCCACCGCAGAGUCCUUUGGCAAGGCGUUCAUCCACAUAUUGCCAUUCUCCACCCAGGUGUUAAAUGAUUAGCUAGUAGGAUGCAAAAGCUUAUGCAAUGCGCCUAGCAACUGAGUCUUGGACCUCUUGUUGAAUUUUCCCCAAGAGUGGACAGAGUGCAUAAUUCCGUGUGCGGUCAUGCCAGGAUCCGAGCUGAAUAUAUUUAUCCUGCUAAAAGUACUUUAUAGGCGUGUUACAUUCAAUGUUGUGUUAUUUAUGUCAUCACAGUGAGUUUUUUUUUAAAUCGAUGAAAUUGCUGCAGAGGAUAAGUAUAUCUAUAAUAAUAUGUGUAAUAUGUAUUUAUAUACAUACAUACUGUUUCCGAGAUCGUGACGUUAGUCUCUGAUACUGAACUGAUGUUAUCUUUAAUGUCCAUGUUUCAUAAGUUUUCCACCAGCGAUGGAACGAAUUGUUCAUCAAACAAUGUGUACAUGAUUCUUUUUUUUUCUAAAUCGAUGUACAGUAUAACGGUAUUUAUCUAAUUGUCGGGACAUUAUACUAGGCAUGCUGAGUAAAGAGUGUGACAGAAACGCACGUAAAAUGCUUUGGCUUCACUUCCUACAAUGCUGUCGCCAAGCAUGAUGCACCUCACUCAUGUUAUAUA
Molecule: messenger RNA, 2640 nt
Organism: Lytechinus variegatus (green sea urchin)
Lineage: Eukaryota; Metazoa; Echinodermata; Echinoidea; Temnopleuroida; Toxopneustidae
Product: neuronal acetylcholine receptor subunit alpha-9-like
Exons: 8
Coding region: 188-1615 (475 amino acids)
Biological process (GO): regulation of membrane potential; monoatomic ion transmembrane transport; nervous system process
Cellular component (GO): synapse; neuron projection; membrane
Molecular function (GO): transmembrane signaling receptor activity; extracellular ligand-gated monoatomic ion channel activity; neurotransmitter receptor activity
Source: RefSeq, a predicted model, not a curated record